This is a messenger RNA of Prorocentrum cordatum, 718 nucleotides long. Lineage: Eukaryota; Dinophyceae; Prorocentrales; Prorocentraceae. The record is from the annotation of a GenBank genome assembly.
CCCGCGGGCAGAGGGGCCGCGCCAAGCGCCGGCAGGCCCCUAGAAGCCCAGUUCCUCCUCAACAUAACUCUGUUUCUCUUUCUGUCUCUCUCUCUCUGUCCACAGCUUCGAUUUUUUUGGCGCCGCUGGUAUGAUUCCCAUGGCAGCGCGGGAACAGCCCAGGCAGCGGGACACGGUGGCGUAUUGCCGGAAGGAGGGCAUCGCCGUGAUGGCGUAUUCCCCCCUGGCGCGGGCACAGAUGUUCGGGAAGACCGCGCUGCGCGGCGUGGCGGAGCGGCGCGGGUGCUCGGAGGCGCAGACAGCGAUCCGCUGGGUGGUGCAGCAGGGCCUAGUGGCCAUCCCCAAGAGCGCCGCGCCCGCGCGCAUCGCCGCCAACGCCGCGGCGGUGUCUGGGGAGGGCCUCUCGGCCGAGGACCUGGCCGAGGUGGACAAGCUGGACUUUUACCAACACGCGUCGUGCGCCGCGGCGUCGAGCGCCAUGGGCAUCUCCUGGGCCGACGUGGCGGAGGCGAUCCCGGACAAGGCGGGCGCAAGAGGCGUCGGCGCUGGCGGAGGAGCCCUGGGCGGCGGGGUUCCCAGCGGUCAAGGCGGCGGCGCGGGCGGCGGCACGUGGGGAGCCCGGUGGACGAGGCCGGGCAGGGCGCCCGCGUAGCGGCGCCUGACAAAGGGCGGGGCGCGGUCUUGCGGGUGGCGUGAAUUGCACCCCUUCGCGGGUUGU